AUGUCCAAUGAACCCGAUAUCGAUCCAGGAGGACAACGUGUGGAGGGCGACGAGGCUCAUGAGUGCUACAGUGAACACGUUGAUCCUAGCAGUAGUGGAGAGGUUGUAGGAAAUCCAACUUUUCCACAAUAUAUGGUCACAGAUGACAACGAAUGGGUACAACCGCUGUCACACGUGGUAUACGAAGAUGUGUAUCAAUUUCAAGACCUGCACAAUGUUGGACAGCAUUUGGACCAUACUGAAGAGGUUUAUCUGCUUAAUGAUGCGGAAAGGGAUAUGGAAAGGAGGAAUUCGGUUGAAAGUCUACAAGUGGCGGCUAAUGAAGUUGUAAUUGACGACAUGUUAGGUAACACUGUAGAGCCUCAGCAGUAUGUUGCUGCUGUCCCUGAAGAAGUUGUUCCUGCUUACCCACAACAGCAGUUCCGGUCAAAUUCCAACAACUUUGCUCAGACAGGACGUCCUCGUCACAUAGAAACAAUUCCGGGUGGUAAUAGAGUACAAUAUAUCGUUCAAAAUUCGCUUUCGACGUUGGAAAUGCAGCCGAAUCAUUCUGUGCAGUACGAGGUCAGACCGGCAGCUAUGUUUGAAGGACCAUCAAAUCAACCUAUAGGUGAACCUCCACAUAAUGUCCCAGUUUUACGGUCGAGGUCGAAAUCACAACCCCGUCGUCCAUUAUAUGGAGAAUUGGAAGAUGAAUCACUUGCUUACCUUGUACAGGAAUACGAUGAGGGAGAAUGGGAUGGCGUCGAAUUAGAGGACCACGAAUACUUCAUUGGAGGUCCAGACGAAAGAGAAGCUAUUAUACUUGCAGGAGAUCGGCAAGAGCAGUCAAAUUUACGGCCACCAAAAACCAUCCAGCGACCAUAUUUUCCGCCAAAUCUCUCACCUACAGAGAAGAAGGAAUACCUACUAGUCAACUAUAAAAAAGCGUGUGAUCGUUACUUUCCAUUUGCGAACGUGGCUCUUCUGGAAGCUGAUACGAGAUAUAAACCUGUGGAAGCAUUCGCCAGUGAUUUGUAUCGAUUUCAUUCUAGAGGAGCUCACAUCCAUGGGUUCUUCCGCACUGUGAUUGAUACAAGAGAUCGUCCUAGUCAUGAUCAAACUCGUUACAUCCAGGAUAUACAGUUUGGAAAAGUAUUUCCUUUGUUUCCUGACUAUGAAGAGUGGGAUGGUACCAUGCGUAGUGAGUUUCGACAGCUUUCGAAUCGGUUAAUGCAGAUCUUUGAAAGGAAAUGCUUUUAUGCCAAUACCGGAAGUGGUCAUGGUCGAGCACCAAUUAUUAGACGUGGCCCAAAGCCAACUCAGAAACCACCUCCCGACUAUGCUGAACAACAAAGGAUUCAAUAUAAAGGUAUCCCACGGGGUUUCCAACCACUGAGAUCUUCCAUUGCGACUCAGAUGAAAAUGUUUUCAACAAAGCCUACUUCUUCGCAUUCUCCUUUCACUACGCUUCCAGGUCCAUCUAUGACUACGCUAAAACCACUUGCUGGUGAUGCUUCUACGAGCGAACCAGUAGUAGUACCUCAUGAUCUUGGUACACCACGUCUAGAGGCUUAUGAACAUAACAAAAGAGUGAGCAUAAAGCGAUUGGUGAAUAAUGCGUUCGUUAAUCGUGAACAAGUUUCUUUACAGUGUGAGGAACCGGUGCGCCAGACAUCUUCUGUUUCGCAGUCAUUGACUUGUCGCAUACCUGAUGGUCCUUCAAAGACACUACGCCACCAAAGAUCAACUGCAUCUAAAGCGAUACGCAUGAUUGCUAACAGAACUAUUGAGCCAGCAAUAGAUCUCGCAACAGGUCGUUACGUAGUCUCACUGGAUGAAUUGCGUGGUCUGGAUCAUGCAUCCACUGAGCGCCAACGGUAUGUGCAACGACCACUCCAUACCCUUCGCGAGAUGGCGGAUUCGGCAAGAAGAGGAGGAGGUUCAUAUAACUGGACACCUGGUGGUCGUCCACAGGCAGCACGGAUAUCGAGGAUCGACCAAGCACCCCGAUUUACUCAUAAUUCAACAGCUGCAGCAUCAUCUACAUCACAGCAAAAUUUUCCGUUUAAUUAUGGUGCAGUCAGAGCGCCGUUAUUAACAAAUGUCCCUGCUACAGAGGUUACACGAAGGCCAGGAGUGCUGACAGGGAAUGCACUAACUACUACCACUUCUUCCUUAAUUCGUUCUGACCAUGUAUAUCCUCGUAGCCAUUCGUCUGGACGCCGUGAAGCACCAGCUUCUAAUUAUCGUCGAAGUGCUUCUAGUGGAAGGCCAGCUACUCAAACAUUUGGUACAAACUCAGUACCUGCUCUAGAGGAUAGGGGAUGUACUUCUUCUGAGCAAAUUUUGGUUGAUCUUCCUACAGAGUGUAUGCCUACCUCAGCUCCUGCAACAGAAAUAACCGAUGAGAAUCAGAGUAGUGUCCAGCAAGUGGAGAAGUGCUCUGCGUCGUUGACUAAUAAGGGCCAGUCCCAGCUCUCAGAUCAAAACAACUCUCCAAGGAAUACUCAAGGGGCGUUAUCGUCCCGUGUUACAUCCUCUCAAAAACCCCAGAAAGACAUCGUUCUUUUGAGAGAUGAACAUGGUCAGUUACGCCGAGUUAAAAGAUUGCCAGAUGGGACAUUACUUAUAAGAGAUCGCCCUCCCGGUAAUCUUAUUUCCCAGUUGGGCAGGAUUUCCACAGAGACGAGAUCAGGUGCUGAAGUGCGUAGGUCUGGAUCUCCGAAAGCCGGAACUGUCUGGGAUGUGCAAUCAAUAGUUGGCAAACAAGGGAAAAAAAUAGGAAAGGAAGUGGGUCAAUGGAGACGAUCUCAAGCGUUCCCAGCAUCCUGGAAUCACUCUGCAUCUGUUUCGGAAUACGAAAGUGCUCUUCAUAAUCACAAUUCACAAAAUUCUGCUCCUAUAACGCAACCAAAAGCGAAAAGUAAAAGGAAAGACGUGUUAUAUCCGGACGAUGACAAUGAAAUUAUUGUGAUAACUGGAAAAAAGCGAGAAAAACAUGUCAAGAUUCUAGCACUACCUCUUGUAUCACUCUUCUUAACUUCUCAGCGCAUUCCAAAACUUGUGUCCCGUUUGACUGUUGUCAAUCAUUCUGCCGUACCAGAGGAACAGAAAGCCGGCCGUCCUCCAAAAAAAUUUCGUGGAAGACUUGCGAAGCAAAAGCAAGCAAUUCGAGAUGCGGAGAUUGCUGAAAAAGUGGCAAUCAAGCAAAGGGAGCUACCGGUCCUUGAUUUAACUUUGAAAGUUAUAGAGGAUCCUACAGUUGAACUUCCUUUAGAAGCGACUAUAUUGCUUGAUUCAUCAAUCAUCCAUGACACGGCAUUACUUCACGAAGUAGGCGAAGUGUUGAAAGAGUUAGUGGCUCAAGUAUGCCUGGAAGAACUACAGCCAAAAAGAGAUAAGUAUCGGCAAGCCGUACUUGAGCGAGCUAAGCAACAGAGUGGAGAAGGAACUGCUUCGAAUAUUCGCAAUGUGAGACCUUCAGUAACAUGGGAGUCUAAACCCUUGAAUACAAGCCAAGAGGAAGUGGCGGAAAUUCAAAUUGGUGGAAGUGAAAACGUUGCUCAUUGUUCUAAUCAUGAUCAAAGUCCUUCAUUGUGCUCAAAAUCACAGUGGGGAAUGCGAAACGCGUGGGAAGAAGAUUUCGCGUUCUCUGCUCUUGAGGACUUCGACUUGAACGAGGAUGAUCUUGUGGAUAUCAAUGUCGAUACGUUCUUUACGUCAGCAGAAAAUAUAGACACGUCUUCGGGUGAUGAAGGCGAUACGCCUUCUCAUAAAAUGCGGCAAAAAUUGCGAACGUUUUUGGGCGAAGUCGUUCACUUUCCUCGGGUGACCUCUACGAGAGUUGAUUCCAGUGACCACGAAAAAAUCUCAACAGAAACUAGUAGUACCGAAACUUCCAAAUCUCUUGGCAUCAAGGAGGAACACGUAAAAGAAGAUCAAGCAGAGGAUGAUGUAGGUCGGGUUGCUGCCCACGUUAUUGACAUAAUAAUUGACCAAAUAUCUUCAUGGAUAUGCCAGAGUUUGGAUAAUGACGAUAAGCGGACAGAGCAAAAAACCUAUGGGGAUCAAUUUACGCAUUUUAGAGAGUCAAGCAGCUUUGUAAGUGUGGUUCUAUCAUUAGAGAAAAGUGAAUCAUCAGGAACAGCUCUACAAAAAAUUACGGAUACGGACAUGAUCAGCUCCUUCCGUGAUGACUACGGGAACUGUUAUCGUCACAUAAGGUUCACUACAUCUGUCAUACCUGAACUGAAAACUUCAUCUUUGCAUAAUGCUGAAGUCGACGAUCUUGACUUUCCAUUUAAUAUGUCAGCUAUAGCUGAUUUGUCGAUGAAAGAUGUUGAUGUAAGGCUUGACAACAUUUCAUCUGAAUAUCCUGUUCUGAACUCUUACUUAACAUCAGAUGACGUGACACAUAUUCAAACUGCAGAACAUCAUUCUUCCAAAGAGAAUUUAGUUCUUCACGACAUCGAAUACUCUAGUUAUUGUGAUAUUGUGUUUUUUGAAGCUAUUGGAGAAGAGGAAUGCUACUCUGUUAGUGGAGCCGUUAAUAUCGCAGCAGUAGGAGCGGAAUGUUUGAAUCUUGUGUGCGAUGUUUCUAUUAAUUUAUCUCAUACUGAAUUCAUUUGUAACCACGUUGAGGAGCGAUGUUUUGAUGUCCAGAAAAACUUUACGGGAUUCACUUAUUCGAGCCAGCAGUGCAUGCAUUCAAUUCGCACUAUGGACACGAACUUCAGUGGGAAUGAUGAACAUCUUCAAGUUUCCUUUUCAUUGCUAUGUGCCAACGCUGAAGUGGAUCAGCUCAACAUCAUCGUGUCGGAUUUAUCACUGAUUCACUUGACUCAUGAUACUAUUGAAAAUAUUAUGUUUGAAUCGUUAGUGGGAACGGACGAGGAUUUUGAAGGAAUUAGUGUUUCCACUAUUGAAACUAUAAUUAUUCCUUCUGAAGAAUACUGUUCCUUUAGCAACAUUUCGACGUCUAAUGUUAUUAAGGAUGGUCGACUGGCAGAAAGUAUUCUUUUUUCUCACAAUGUUCCUUGUGCGGAGCAGGAGCGUAAUGUCUUGUCAGUGAUUCAGAUCGACUGUUCUUUUGUUAAUGUAGAUGAAGAGGAAGAAAUGGCAGAGUUGGCUUUCGUAACUGAAUCCCACUUGCUGCAAAUGUGUGCAACAAUAACACCCGUGGAAUUGAAGCCUAUGAUCGGUACUGGAAACGAAGUGAUGGCUGAAUCGCUCGCAUGUGGUGUACCUCUUGGGACAACUAUAAGUGGUGAACUGAAGGAGUCAUGCAUUCCUUCGUUUCUGGGACGAGAAGACACGCGUGAGGGACCUUAUCUACAGAGUGACGACCCGCCCGACAGUGGAUUUUCUCCGAUAACGUAUUUGGAACAGUGUUUCAUCCAGUCUCCUGAUAUUUUUGGAAUAAAGGCAGAUGUCUCCAGAAAAAAACGAAGAAUGAAACACUCUGCAUCAACAUCUGACCAAUUUACGGGUCCAAUCACUAGAAGCAGGGCCAAGCGUUUAAGCGCAGAGAGUGAGGGAAGUAUUGUCAAGUUUACUGCAAACGACACCAGUACUGCUUUGGAUCAUCUGUGGAGAAGAACACACUACACCGCUGGUGAAAGCCUAAUCGGCACUGUGGCCAUUAUCUGUAAAGCACUCAGGCUGGCUACGAUAAAGUCCAGAAAUCCUAUUGUCACCUUGGAACCAGAUAUGACCAAGCUGGUCACUUCAAUGCAUCCAGUGACACCCUUUCGUCUCUCUCUGCCUCGCUGUGAAGGAAGUUUGGAGUCUGCUUUGAUGCAGUACGAAGCAGGUGUUAAGUGUAUCCUGGAGCAAGUGAAGAGCACAAGGUCUAUUAUAGAGAAUAUUCGUUCAACUUCACAUUGGACUUUGCAUUUUCUUAUGGACGCGCAGCUCUACAUGCUAGACAUCCAGUACGAAAUUUGGGAAUAUUUGACACGGUGUGUUCAGUUGGGUGUCUUCAGUGUAUAUCAGUGCUCCCUUUGGGAGACCCAUCAUCAGUUGUUUGAUGCGCGUAUGCAUUGCUUGCUUUUCGAAAUGAAUGCCGCAGUAGCCCUUUCUUCACAAGCAGAGAUGUGCUCCUCCUACGUCCGACGAUUCGAGGAAUGGAAUAGAAAAACCAAUAAUUUCUCCUCCAUAUACAAUAAUGCACACGGUCUCGCCUUGUCAUUAAUCAAGCAUAUCACUAUUCCUAAUGCACUAACCCGGUUGCAAUCUAUGACACAUUGGAAUUCAAAAGAACGUCCAUACAAAAGCAGUGAGGAGGUGUUUUUCGUUGACCUGGUUCCGUUUUUUGAAGUCGGCACAUGUCCAUUUGCCAACGCAGAUUUCGAUAUGGAGAAGUUCUUCCUUGGUGCACAAUCGAUUGAACGUGGUUCGCUCGAGAACUUGAUCGGCGAUAAUGUUACCCAAAACAACAGCGCUAACGGAUUCUCGUUUCUGUUCCCUUCUUUUGCUGUCUUAGCAAUAUGUCGGAAUCAGAUUUACAAAGAAGUUUCCUCGUAUUUUAGCAAUCACAUAGAUGAACUAAUGCACAACGACCAUUAUCAUCUAUCCCUGAUUUCACCAAUGUCUCGGGCUUAUGUUUUAUCGCGAUUUCAUGAAACUCGUGCGAAGUUUUUAAUGCGAAAUAACAUCAUGAAUCUUAGUAAAAUAAUCGCAAAGCUUAACUCGACUUUCGACGAAUUGAGGAGGAUCGUGGAUAAAACGGGUCAGGUAGAACUUGAUUGCCCAUGUGGUCAGGUGGUAUUCUUUUUUGAAAGCGGCAAGGUGGGCGUGAAUAUCAACAGUCUAAGUACUGAAAAUGUUCACGUUCCUGAUACAGUAUUAGCAGAAGAAGGUCGUCGUAUAAUGGGUGAUUGCGUUAAAAACACGGUGUUCGAUCCACUCACCAUCAUUGAGCAGGAAAAAGGGAAUAACUUGACAGUGAAACACGAACGUAUGAAAAAAUCUAUUGAAAUAGUGAAAGACUGGGUGAUGAGUGUCUCUUCUACAUACAAUGACGAAGUCCAUUGUGAAACAACUGAUGUGGGCGUGGAAUGCGUUGAGCCUAUGGAAGUGAUCUAUCCGUCCAAUCCAGCUCACGUAACUGUAAUUGAGGAUGUCGAUGACGAAAGUGACAGUUUGGCUUCAGUGGUAUUGAAACAGGCGAAGAAAAAAUGUUGCAAUUUCGACACUGUAACAACUACCAUUGCCGGUCGUAGAAUAGAGUAUUCGGUUAAUUGUGCGGAUGGAGUCCUGAAGAUGAAAACUAUGGAUUCCUUGACAGAUGAUACAUCAACAGAUAAUUUAUCGGCUACUAACACAAUUACGACUGCAUCUUUCAACUCGUUCGAUCAAAUUGAAACCUUAAAAAUUAUUCGUUCUCACGAGACUGGCGAGUUGAAUUGGAUCGCGAUGAUAAAAAACGCCCUCGACGCAAUUCCGGCUCCAAAAAUGAUGCCAGCUUUUUUACGAAGAAGUGGCUCAUCAGAUUGUCAAAUUGAUGUAAUGAAGGCUCACGAACAUGCCAACCAUUUCGUCCAAGAACUCGAUGAAAAUGGAGAAUUUAUUGAUCAGCGUAAGGAACAGAGAGAAAGAAUUCGGCAGUUCCAACAUGUGGAUUAUUUCGAACGUAAAAGAAAUACCAGCGGAACCUCUCUCGAAUUCACCGUGCCUAAAGCAGAUGAACGCGAUAAAGUUCCUUUAUACGCGUUGUGGAUUUCUGAGGUCGUUCGCUAUGCUGACAUCGAAAGGAAAAGAAUGAUGCAGCUGAGGCCAAUUAACAAUGUUGGACGUUGCCGUGCAGCUCGUUCGGAAAUGAUUCGAGAGUUCGCCAUUCCUUGCAAACGAGCGAGACGAUGCAAUUCAACUCCUCCUUGGUUCGGGCGUACGGUUUACGAGCACUAUGGAGAUGAUUUGUCACUGGGUAUGGCUCGACUUGAAUACGAAAUUUCUGGCCGGAAAAUGCAACCUGAUCCUCAGAUUGGGUCUCAUGAUGACGCCAUCACACAUUACUUUGUAAGUAGGAACAAUUCGCCGUCCACAAUGGUUGAUCCUUUAGAGCUACUCGAGAACCCAUAUUCAUUCUUUGAACACAAGCCUGUCGCAGGAAGACGGAUUUUGCCUCCACUUGUAGAGAGUUCCCUGGUUAAGAAGGUUUGUCUCUACGAUCCUCCUAUCUUCGCCCCUUUUACUUCUUUGAAGAAUGAACCGGAAACUUUGUACCCACCGUGUGACUCUGAUUUCGAUUCAAGCGAUGAUGAGCUAUAA
This is a messenger RNA of Angiostrongylus costaricensis, 8253 nucleotides long. Lineage: Eukaryota; Metazoa; Nematoda; Chromadorea; Rhabditida; Metastrongylidae. The record is from the annotation of a GenBank genome assembly.